CACACACAAAAUAUGUGUGAACGCGUUGAAUGAAUUUUACGACUAAAUUUCCUUCGUAUAUAUUUAAAGAAUAAAUAAACAUUGUAUCUAAUUGUCGGAAUAAAUAAGAUUUUUAUGUCAGAAAUUAAAAAUUGAAAAAUAAUUAUUGCCGCAGCGAGUCGAGCUGUUUACUUACAUCAUUUUCACCACUAUCAGUAUAUUGAUUAAUUAUUGAUGAACAUUCGGUUUCUUAGUCAUGCUAAAUCGACUGUUCGUGCUGGAAUAUUUACUGAUUUGGGACUCGCAUGUUGUGCAUACUGGCAUAUACUUAUAUAUCUCCAGCACCAACCACAGUACAUACAUACAUCAGUAACUCAUAAAGAAUCCGAACACCAAUAUAGAAAUGAGUGAAAACUGUGCAGUUGCUAUAGAGGCAAAACAUAUACUUGGUAACACUCUAAAAGGAAAAAGAAGAGUCAAGAAACAGAUUAUACCAUUAGGUUAUAAAUAGUUAGCAACCAAACGAAAAUAUGGCUCAUACAGGGCUCCUAAUUUUAACAAACCCAGCAAAAGUAGCUAAGUUGGUGCAAGUUAUAAGGAAACAUGUGUUAAAGACAUUGUAUAUUCAAUAUUUUCCAGAAAAAAAUAUCAUCUCCAGUAACUAUACCUUGCCAGCAGCAAAACUCAAAGGUCCUCGAUAUUCUCAAGUUGUUGCAAGUAUCUAUGCACUUGCUUCAAAUUAUUUCAGCAAUUUGGAUGUCAGAGUCUUACUAUCUAGUUUAAAAAAUCCCAAUGGAUAUAUGAUACACACAAAGAAACCAGUGGAAUUGAUCAUUUUUGAUUGUACUUACAGCAACAAUGAUGCGAAUAGUUUUAUGCAGGACUGCCUGUCCAACACAUCAAUGGGUUGCAAAUUUCUAACGUUUGACGAAAAAGAUCAAGAAAAUAAUUCCAGCGAGAUCAAUAUAAAUGAUGUUUCAGAAGGUAAAAUGUAUAAAAGUGUUGUACUCGGAGGUACUUUUGACAGAUUGCACAAUGGGCAUAAAAUAUUUAUAAGUGAUGCAAUACUUCGAUGCACAGAAAAAUGUACAGUUGGCGUUACAGACUUGAAUAUGAUAGAAAGAAAAAUUCUCUGGGAACUGAUUGAACCAUGUUCAAAUCGUAUAGCUUGCUUAAAAGAUUUUGCAGAAGAUGUAGACCCUUCUUUAAGCUAUAACAUUGUACCAAUUUCGGAUCUAUAUGGGCCGACAAAAGAAGAUCCUAAUAUGGAUAUGAUUGUCGUAAGCGAGGAAACAGAAAAAGGUGGCAAAUUGGUAAAUGAUAAACGAAAAGAAAACAACCUAAAACUACUGGAUAUUCAUGUUGUUAAAUUACUUGAAGAUUCAAAUCAUCAAGAGCAUGAGGAAGCAAAAAUUAGUUCUAGUAAUCACAGAAUGCGCUUACUUGGCACAAGACUGAAAAAGCCUAAUACUGAUGGAAAACCAAUCAGGCCUUAUGUAAUUGGUUUGACUGGUGGUAUAGCAAGUGGUAAAUCAUCAAUAGCAGACAAAUUAGAAAAAUUAGGUGCUGGACUUAUUAAUUGUGAUUUAAUAGCUCAUGCUUUGUACAGCCCUGGGGAAAAAUGUUACAAUUUAGUUGUUGAAGCCUUUGGACAUGAUUAUUUACUUCCGGAUGGCCAAAUAAAUAGAAAAGCAUUGGGUAAUCUAGUCUUUAAUGAUAAGCAUGAAUUAGAAAAAUUAAAUAAAUUACUAUGGCCUGUGAUACGCAAAGAAACAGAAAGGAAAGUCAACGAUUUAUACCAACAAGGCUUUAAUGUUGUAGUUGUGGAAGCUGCAGUUUUGAUCCAGGCUGGUUGGCAAUGCAUGUUUCAUGAAAUUUGGACAUGUAUAAUUCCACAACAAGAAGCUAUCAAAAGAUUAAUAGAAAGAAAUAAACUCAGCGAAGAACAAGCAAAGACUCGAAUUCUGGUGCAACCAAGUAAUGUUGAGCAAGUUGCUAAUGCACAUGUUGUUGUUUCUACUUUGUGGAGUCAUGAAGUUACUCAGCAACAAGUUCAAAGAGCUUGGGAUGAAAUACAAAAAGAUUUGAAAAAUCAUGCUAAAAGCUAGUCUAUUCUAUAUACCUGCGAACCUUGAAUUUAUGGAGUUAACAUAAUUUUCAUAUAGAUAUACAAACAACAUUAAACUUACUUUUUCUUUGCUUCCAACUCCUAGAAAAUUGGCUAUUUUUAUAAAAACAUAACAUCAUAGCUCUUGCUCCUGGUUUUGUACAGAACUGGAUAGCAUUCAUCAACCAGAUCUUGGAGACAAAAUGUCAAAAAGUUUUCUUACUCAAUUGAUUUCAAGUUUACUUUACCAGCCGCAAAGGUGUACUGUUAAAAUAAUCAACGCAAAGGCAGUGAUAAGAACUAGGAUCUGUAAUCUUUGUUGUAAUCAGAAAAGUAACUGAUUUUCUAGGAUUUGGAAGCGAUGAAUUGGCAAAUUUUAAGCUAUUAGUAUAUUCUAUAUAAAAAGCAUGGUGGCUUCUUGUGCUUGUUUGCUUAUUAAAGUGCAGAUUUUGCUUGAAACAGGGUUAUUCAUUUCAAUUGUAAAAUAUUGUAAUUUACAGAAUUUUCAAAUAAGAAUAUGAACUUGUUACUAGAAUAUUUUAAAGAAUUGUACGCAUUCAAAAAGGAUAACAAACUUGACUUUAAUUAUUUAUGUGACUGAAAAAAUAUAUAUAUAUAUACACACACAUUACUUUCAGUGUAACUUAUUAGAAAAAUUUAAUAAAAGUAGCAUCAAGCUUUUAACUAGAAUGUAAAAGAUCUCUGUGUUAUAUGCUAAUAACAAUAAUUGUGACAAAUACUUUAUAUUUUUAUUUUUUUGCAUACAUUUUAGGUAGGAAUAUAGUACCUAUAAGUGCAAUACAAAAAAUGCAGUUUAUUUUCGAAUUUUUUGCAAAAUUUAUCAACAUUGUAACAAUGUCAAAUUACUUUGGAAUAUAAGAUCACACUUAUUUAUCUAAAAGGUGUAUAUCGGAAGUAUUAAUGACAGCUUUGUUAAAAUACUUAUCAAAUUCUGCUAGGAUAAAAUUGAUGGACUUGAAGAUUAUAAACAUAAAGAUCUUUAAAAUGG
Molecule: messenger RNA, 3095 nt
Organism: Nasonia vitripennis (jewel wasp)
Lineage: Eukaryota; Metazoa; Arthropoda; Insecta; Hymenoptera; Pteromalidae
Gene: Ppat-Dpck
Product: bifunctional coenzyme A synthase
Exons: 6
Coding region: 510-2087 (525 amino acids)
Biological process (GO): coenzyme A biosynthetic process
Molecular function (GO): dephospho-CoA kinase activity; ATP binding
Source: RefSeq, a predicted model, not a curated record